UAUAUAUAUAUAUAUAUAUAAAUUAAUAAUUGUAUCUUAUAGAGUCAAUUCAUUGAAAACGUAAAUUUAUUUCAUUUGUCAGAUGGAAUUAUUAUUUAUUUCCAAAGUAGCAUGCUAUUAUCUGCUUAAAAUUUUAUAAGAUAGGGUGAAUAACUAUAUGGAAUAAGAAAUUCGAUUUCAUUUCAUAUAAGCGUUACGAAAGCUAUAUCUAUAGUUCAGCUUUAGUGAAAAUUUCUAUCGUUCACAACAGAUAUUCAAUCUCUAUGAGAAUUUAGUCAUAUUAUGUUAAACUUGUGCUCUUAGAAUAUAAUCAUUUUAUUAUAAUUUUUCUAACUCUCGUAAUUUAAUUCACAAACUUAAAAAAAUAGGUUAUAAAAAAAUGGAAAGAAUUAAAAAAAAAUUAUAUAAAAUUAUAAAAAGAAAAUAAUAAUUAAUUCAAUUAAAGGAGAAAGGAAACUUGGAUAAGUGAAAAAAAAUGUAUAAAGCCGAAUUUUCCAUAAAGCUUCUUACAAUUGUCGGUGUUCAUAGACCAAUAAAUUUUUCAUCGUUCAAUAAAAAAAUUCUUUAUAGUAUUCUUACAUUAUUUAUGUUUAUUCUUAUCUUUUCUUAUUAUAUUUCAUUGGGUGCAUAUCUUAUUCUACAUUCGUUAAAUGACAUUGACGAUUUUGCAGAAACUUUAUGUUAUACACUUGCAGUUUUUAUUGCUUGUAUAAAAAUGAUAAAUUUUCUUCUAAAACGUGAGGAUAUUAUAAAAUUAAUAACUAUUUUAAAUGAAGAUUGUUUAAAAUUUCGUGACAAUAAAGAGAAAAUAAUUCAAGACAUUUGUGAUUACACAGCUAGAAGGAACACAAAAUAUUUUUUCAUAAUAAUCUUAAUAACAGUGUUAACAAUGACAAUUGGUGGUUUAAUGAAUGGAAAAAAUAAUUAUAAUUUGCCAACGAAAGGAUCAUUUCCAUAUAAUUAUUAUAAUCAGAAAAUAAUAUUUUAUUUAACAUAUAUUGUUCAAUCUUUAUCAAUUUAUUUAUGUGGUACUAUAUCUGUUGCAUCGGAAACAUUUGUAAUGACAAUGUUGAUUCAAAUUUGUUCUCAGCUAGAUAUAAUAUAUUAUCGUUUACAAAAUUUGCCACAUUUAUAUAGUAACAAUAUAAGAUCUAUUAUAUUUAAUGAAACAGAAGAGGAGAAAAUUUUUAAAAACUGUAUUGUACAUCAUAAUUGCGUGAACACGUUUAGUCGUAAAUUAAACAACAUUUUUAGUAUUGUAUUUGGUAUUCAAUUUUUUGCAUCAAUUGUAAAUAUUUGUACCUUUGUAUUUAAUUUAUCUAACAAAAAUGAAAUUAAUAAUAGAGUUUUAGUUCAAAGUAUGACAUUAAUAUCAUUUUUAUUUCAAAUAUUUCUUUAUUGUCAUUUUGGAAAUGAGGUAAUGUUAAAAAGUUUGAAAUUAGCAAAUGUUAUUAAUAUGAUGGAUUGGACAGUAUUGACAAAAAAUACAAAACAAGGAAUUCUUCUAAUCUGUUUACGCGCAAACCAUCCAAUAACUAUAACAAGUGGAUCUGUUAUUCCUAUGACUUAUGAUACCUUUGUUAAGAAUGACAAAUUGACAGGCUAUGGCACUGGUUUGGCAUUGAUAUUUGGUGGAUUGGCAAAGGGAAAAAAUAAUAUAAAUUUACCAUUGAAAGCAUCAUUUCCCUAUGAUUAUAAUCAAAAAUUAGCAUUUUCUUUAACAUACAUUGGUCAAUGUUUGUUCAUUCAUUUUUCUGCUUUUAUAAGUAUUGCAUGCGCAACAUUUCAAUUUUUUGCAUCAAUUAUAAAUAUUUGUACUCUUGUAUUUAGUUUAUCAAACAAAAAUGAAAUUAAUGACAGAGUUAUUGUUCAAAGUAUGGCGUUGAUUGCAUUUUUAUUUCAAUUAUUUCUUUAUUGUCAUUUUGGAAAUGAAGUUAUGUUAAAAAGUUUGAAAUUAGCAAACGUUAUGAGUAUAAUAGAUUGGACUUCAUUGACAAAAAAUACAAAACAAGGACUUCUUUUAAUUUCUUUACGCGCAAGUAAACCAAUAAUUAUAACAAGUGGAUACGUUAUUCCCAUGACUUAUGAUACUUUUUUCAAGAUUUUGAAAACAUCUUACGCAGCUUACAAUGUACUACAAAAUGCCACUUAA
Messenger RNA from Leptopilina boulardi, 2152 nucleotides. Its product is annotated as odorant receptor Or1-like. The coding region runs from base 476 to 2152 and encodes 558 amino acids. The record is from RefSeq and is a predicted model, not a curated record. Lineage: Eukaryota; Metazoa; Arthropoda; Insecta; Hymenoptera; Figitidae. Gene Ontology annotation, cellular component: plasma membrane. Gene Ontology annotation, molecular function: odorant binding; olfactory receptor activity. The transcript is spliced from 9 exons. Gene Ontology annotation, biological process: sensory perception of smell; detection of chemical stimulus involved in sensory perception of smell.